This is a messenger RNA of Peniophora sp. CBMAI 1063, 4587 nucleotides long. The record is from the annotation of a GenBank genome assembly. NCBI's taxonomy places the organism in Eukaryota, Fungi, Basidiomycota, Agaricomycetes, Russulales, Peniophoraceae.
AUGGCCACUGGUCAACUGGUCGUGUCAGCGUGUCUUUUGGGUGCUGCGGCGGUUAGUGCUGCCUUGCUGCUACUCUUUCGUCCGAAGGGCGGAAAGAUAGCACUCGCAGAAGACCAGGAGCGCGAAGAUGAUCCAUUUGACGUCCCACCUUCUGAUGACGUGGCGGAUACGCACGCCGUCGAUGGCGAAAGAUACAAGUUGAACCUCAAGUACCUCAAGUUGGCACUGGUUGCUGUACUUGCUUGCAUCACGGCUCUUGAAGUCGUCACACUAGCUCUACUGGUCGAGCUACGAUCGGAGGCAGACGUCGUUACUCCCGUCUUUCAGCUUCUCUUCGCACUUUACCUAUUGACACUUGCCUGUCUGUCGCUAUUCGAUCGCACGGGAAACUGGCACAUCGGAACUAUUAUCACGCUCUCUAUUUUGGCGCCCACUUCCGUCCUCGUGCACUUGAUCUCAAUUAUUCUGUGGGAGGACGACGCUACAAAUGUAGCCAAGGCGAUACACUUUACAGUUUUGGCACUGUACUUGGUGGCCUCAGCUAUAGCGGUUUUCGCUCCCCUCGGGCCCAGACUUGCUUCCUUCUCUGAUGGCGCUGAGCGUAAGCUUAGCGGCGCCGUUGGCGCCUCCGCAUUUGGCAACUUGCUCGUCUCCUAUGCAAAGGAAGUCGUCAAGAUCGGAUCCGCGUCUGCGCAAAUGUCGGCAAAGGAUCUACCUAUCGUUCCACCGACAAUCAGAGCGUUCUUCAAUGCGCACGCUAUGCGUCAAGCCUCUCAAGCCGCCACCAGAGCAUCUCAGCGUGUGCUACUGUGGACGGUUCCGCCCGGUGGCGCGCUCGAGCUCACUCAUCGGCUCAUCAAACUAAACUUCGGCGGCUUCGUCACCUUGGCAGCACUCUCGACGGGAUGCGGAUUCAUUUACUACUUCCCAUAUUACUUCAUCCAAGGUCUUAUUCGCUAUCUUGAGCUUGAUCCGGGGCGCGAGAACAUUGUUCGUGGCGUUGGAUGGGCAAUUGGAUUGUACCUCUCCACUGCGUCCGUGUAUCUCCUGACCAAUCAGUUAUGGGUACAAGGCUAUAUGCGCCUACACAUCCGCAUUCGCCUUCAACUGAACUCCCUGCUGUAUGCGAAGACCCUGGUUCGCAAGGAUGUCGUUUCCGCGAGCCAGUCGUCCUCGGAGGACGACCCGGCGACCAGCGCAUCCGGCGAAGAGUUUACCGGCAAGGCGCAAGUGAUGACGCUCGCGACUACAGACAUCGAGCGCGUCGCUAACCUGGUGCUGAACCUCUACGAGCUCAUCGACGCACCCCUGGAGAUCUUGGUCGGCACACUCUUCCUCUACCGUCUCCUCGGCAUCUCCGCCUUCAUCGGCAUCGGCAUCACCUGCGUAUUCAUUCCUCUCAAUCACUUCGCCGGAACCGUCGUCAUGGGCGCGCAGACGAAACUGAUGUCAUCGCGCGACCGCCGCAUCUCGCUCAUGAACGAGGUGCUCGGCGCUAUCCGCAUGGUCAAGUUCAUGGCGCUCGAACGCAACUUCGAAGAUCGCGUUCUUUCCGAGCGCGAGACGGAGCUGAAGUACCAGAAGCUCAGCUACACCAUUGAGCUCAUGUUCAACGCGGUGUGGUCAGCAUCGCCGACUUUUGCGGCCAUUGCUGCUUUCUUACACUAUGCGGUGAUUCGCGGUGAACCUUUAACACCGGCUGUCGCAUUCACCUCAAUCGGCAUCCUCGACGAGAUGAAGUUCUGCCUCGCGAUCCUCCCGGACACGAUGAUCAAGAUCUUCCAGGCUUCGGUCUCCCUUCGGCGCCUGGCGCGGUACUUGCACAGCGUCGAGGUACCUCUCAAAAACCUCAGACGCGACACGUCGGUCGGCUUCUCCAGCGCGACCGCGACCUGGCCCUCGGCCUCCACCGGCUCGUCUUCCGGCUCAUCAACACCUCGUGGGAAGUUCUCUCUUCUGGACUUGAACGCGACGUUCCCGGCCGGAGAGUUGACGCUAAUAUGCGGCAAGCUCGGCAGCGGAAAGACACUUGCACUCCUAACUCUGCUUGGCGAAGCAGACAUCUUGGCCGGCGAUGUUAUGUGCCCACGCUCGUCUGCCGAUGCUCUCGCCAACAUGUCGGACGAACUUGCUCGCAUAGGCGACUGGGUAGUGGACGGAAUAUGCGCAUACGUCCCUCAAACAUCCUGGCUUCGCAACGCUAGCAUCAAAGAUAACAUAUUGUUUGGCUUGCCUCUCAACGAGGAGCGCUACAACAAGGUGCUUUACGCCUGCGCGUUGCUAGCAGAUUUGAAGAUCUUGGAGGACGGCGACGAGACCGAGAUCGGAGAGCAAGGGAUCACUCUCUCAGGCGGUCAGAAAGCACGAGUUUCGUUGGCUCGUGCCGUAUACUCGCGGGCCUCGAUUCUGCUCUUCGACGAUGUACUGUCUGCCGUCGAUGCGCACACGGCGAACCACAUCUUCAAGAAGUGCUUGAAGGGGGACAUCAUGCAGGGUCGAACUGUUGUCCUCGUCUCGCAUCACGUUCAGCUGUGCGCUCCGGGCGCAGCAUUCGUUUUGGCGCUGGACAACGGGCGCGCGGCUUUUGUCGGAAGUGGCGAUGCAUUCCGUGCUUCCGAUUCCUACGCCAGCUUUGCGGCCGUUGAAGCUACUUCGAAGCCGGACGAAGAUAAAGCCACGCCGGCCGUUGAAGAUGAAGACACCGUCACGGAUGCUGUCUUGAAAGGCAACGAGGAAGAGAAGGUGAAGACACCCCGAAAACUGCAGGAGGAAGAAGCUCGUCAGCUUGGGCGAGUCAAGAGCGAUGUGUGGACCAUGUACCUCGCAGCAUGCGGCAGUUACAUCUACUGGACCAUCUUCGUCGUGGGCUUCGUGGCCGCGGCGCUUAGCCGCGUCGCGGAGAUUGGUUGGCUGACGGUCUGGACGCGAUCCACGGGUGAAGAGCAUGGAGCCCGGCACUAUGUCACCGUAUAUGCGAUUAUCUGCUGCAUCGGCAUUGUGCUCACCACUUCGCGCCUCUUCAUCGCCUACGACGGAUCAAUACGUGCAUCGCGCACCCUCUACGCUCGUUUACUCGACAUCGUUCUGUUUGCAACCACUCGUUUCCACGAUACCGUUUCGCGCGGGCGACUCCUCAACCGCUUCGGAAAGGAUUUCGAGGGUAUCGACAGUAGCCUGGCCAACAACUUCGCGCUCGUCAUCGUCACUGCUUUAUCCGCAGCUACUACGUUCGUGACUAUCGGCGUCGUGGGAGGCGCGCCAUUCGUGAUCUGCGCAGUUUUGCUGUAUUCUUUGUACUGGCGCUCGGGCAUCCUCUAUGCAAACACCUCCCGAGAGCUGCGCCGACUGGAAUCAGUCUCCCGCUCCCCAAUCUACUCUCUGUAUGGCGAGACCAUCGCUGGCGUGACAGUCAUUCGUGCAUUCGGCGCGUCUACCAAGCUGUACAAGGACAUGCUUCGUCUUAUGGAUACGAACAUCAACCCUUACUACUGGAUGAGCGCCGCAAACAUGUGGAUCGGCUGCGAGUUCAAUAUGAUCUCGUCCGCUAUUGUCGGCGCAGCCGCUCUUGCCGCUGCCCUCACUUCCAGCAUUGACGCUGCAAUGGCAGGCUUCAUCCUUGCCCUGGUCCAGAAUCAAGCGUACGAUGCGCUUAAACUCGUGCGAUGCUUCGCUACACUCGAACAGUCCAUGGUUGCGCUUGAGCGUGUCAAAGAGUACCUCGAGCUCCCGCAAGAGUCUCCCGCGAUCGUGGAGCCUCGCCCGCCUACUGAUUGGCCAUCAUCCGGGCGUAUCGAGUGUCGCAACCUCGUUCUGCGCUAUGCGCCCGAGCUUCCUGAUGUUCUGCACAACUUGAGUUUCUCCAUCGCUCCAGGAGAGAAGGUCGGAAUUUUGGGCCGUACAGGCUCUGGAAAGAGCACACUUGCUGUGGCGUUCUUCCGCUUCGUAGAAGCUCAUUCGGGUUCGAUCAUCAUCGAUGGCCAAGAUAUCGCUCGGAUCGGCCUGUCUGACCUGCGCUCGCGCAUCACUAUCAUCCCCCAGGAUCCGACCAUCUUGAGCGGUACCAUCCGUAGCAAUCUCGACCCCUUCGGCGAGCACGACGAUGCAGCACUAUACGAAGCAUUGCGCCGCGUGCACCUUAUUCCAUCCGAGAGUGGCCCGCCAGAGGAGGCAAUGAACGAGGAGAACGCCAAUGUGUUCAAGAGCCUCGACACGCCCGUCAUGGAAGGUGGAGACAACUUCUCGACAGGCGAAAAGCAGCUGCUGUGCAUGGCGCGUGCUAUCUUAAAGCGGUCCAAGGUGCUCAUCAUGGACGAGGCCACAGCCAGCGUCGACUAUACCACCGACGCACUCAUUGGCGAGACCCUCCGCCAUGCCUUCUCCCAGAGUACGAUCUUGACGAUCGCUCACCGCUUGCGUACUGUGGCGGACUAUGACAAGGUCAUGGUGCUGGAUCAGGGUAAGCUGGUCGAGUUUGGCGCACCUGCGGCCCUUUUGCGCGACACCAACUCGCACUUCUACAGCAUGUGCGCGGCCGCAGGGAGUGCUGAGUUGGCUGCUAUACAAAGUAUGGCUAAAGACAGCGCGUAA